This is a messenger RNA of Pecten maximus, 8022 nucleotides long. Its product is annotated as E3 ubiquitin-protein ligase AMFR-like. The transcript is spliced from 14 exons. The record is from RefSeq and is a predicted model, not a curated record. NCBI's taxonomy places the organism in Eukaryota, Metazoa, Mollusca, Bivalvia, Pectinida, Pectinidae. The coding region runs from base 95 to 2287 and encodes 730 amino acids. Gene Ontology annotation, biological process: ubiquitin-dependent protein catabolic process; endoplasmic reticulum unfolded protein response; protein K48-linked ubiquitination. Gene Ontology annotation, cellular component: endoplasmic reticulum; cytosol; ubiquitin ligase complex. Gene Ontology annotation, molecular function: ubiquitin protein ligase activity; ubiquitin binding.
AAAGUCGAAAUGCUUGGAAGUGGCCUCUCCGUACUUGUUUGACAAUAUUCACAUAAGCAACUGAUGAGAAGGAAGCUAUCAAUAACAUAAUAAGAUGCCGGUUGUGUAUCUUGAACGGCUUCCAUUGCCUAGUCUUCAGACAUACUCGGCAAUUUCUGCGGUUCUGUUGUCUUGUUCGGUGUUGUACGCAUAUCAAGUUGUUAUCAGUGUUGAAGAAAUUUCCAAAGGUGUAACUACAACCAUCAGUGAUCAUGAUGUGUCUACCCCAGAUAUCGUCCACGAAACGAAGUCAAGCACAGAGGACGGAGGAGAGGCUUCGAGUAUCGAGCCUGUUGAGGAUUUAAUGAACUUUACGUUGCCAUAUGAUACUCUCGGCUUGAACAUUUUCCAUGUUCUCACCACAGAAGGGUGGUGCAUUUGGACACUGGUUAACACAGCAUAUUGCUGUCUGAUUUUGCUGGGGAAAGUGAUACAGAAACAAGUAUUUGGUGACUUGAGGGUCAGUGAACGACAGCAUUUGAAGGAUCGAAUAUGGAAUUUCCUGUUCUACAAAUUCAUCUUCAUUUUCGGGGUGAUGAAUGUGCAGACGAUGGAUGAAGUGGUCAACUGGGUGGCUUGGUUUACCAUCCUUGGCUUCUUUCACCUUCUGAUCCAGCUGUCCAAGGACCGCUUUGAAUAUGUGUCAUUCUCUCCAGCAACACCAAGAUGGUUCCACUUGAAGUUGAUUUCCCUCCUUAGUGUGGUAUUCCUCUGCAGUGCCACCCUAAUUGUGAUAUGUAUCUAUGUAGGCAUGUAUGCUGGACUCACAAUCUUAGCCUUUAUGGCAGCAGAGUGUCUGAUCCUAAGCUUUCGGACCCUCUACGUUAUUCUCCGGUACGUGAUACAUCUGGUGGACAUGAAUGUUGAGGGAGUGUGGGAGAAGAGAACAGUCUAUAUCUACUAUGCAGAACUUGUAUUUGAACUGUCUGUCCUCUCCGUGGAUUUCGCACAUCACCUACAUAUGCUACUAUGGGGUAACUUUUUCCUCAGCAUGGCCAGUCUUGUGAUCUGUAUGCAGCUUCGUUACCUGUUCUAUGAAUUCCAGAGGAGGGUUAGAAGACACAAAAAUUACAGAAAAGUUGUGAAAAAUAUGGAGGCUAGAUUCUCAAUGGCAACUAGUGAUGACUUAAAAGAAAACAAUGACAACUGUGCCAUUUGCUGGGAACCAAUGGAAACAGCUCGCAAACUGCCAUGUGACCAUCUAUUUCACAACGGUUGUCUUCUUUCAUGGCUAGAACAAGACACUUCCUGUCCCACCUGUAGAACGACCCUCAAUGAUACUCCACAAGAACAGCCGCAGGAACAUGUUCCUGAUGAGCGUGGUGAUGCCCCCAUCAACAUCCCCCCUCCUGGACAACCCAACAAUCGUGCCUUAACCAACCAUUUUUUCCACUUUGAUGGGUCAAGAUACGUUAGCUGGUUCCCAAGUUUUUCGGUGGAGGUGACCCACACACAGCUCCUGCCCCAAGGUCAGCAGCCUCCCCCAGUGCAGACUUCUCAGCUGGACAGUAUGGCAAGACAAGUGGAGACAGUGUUCCCUCAUAUUCCUAUGAAUGUCAUCAUGGAUGACCUGAGACAGACACGGUCUGUUGACUUUACAAUAGAGAAUAUCCUGGAAGGACGAGUGCAGGCUCCCCUGCCUGGUACUUUGGUGACAAGAGCAGCACUUGGAGAUGCUGAGAAUCCUACAACAGACGACCCUUCUGCUUCUCAGUUAGUUCUUCCUACAACCAUGUCCAGGACCAGUGUUAUGGCAAUAGAGUCUGCAAUGGCUGCUCGUCAACAGGACGACCAGUACAGUACUCAGGAUCCACAAAGCAGUUACGACUCUCCAGACCCACAAAGCAGUUACGACUCUCCAGACCCACAAAGCAGUUACGACUCUCCAGACCCACAAAGUAGUUACAGAACACCCGAUCCUCCCUGUGACCCAAGUCGGACUCGAUACAGCAGGGAUGAGGUGCCUGCCCCAACAGGCAGUAGAUUCUCCAAGUCUGCCAAUGAGCGAGAGGUUAUGUUGCAAGAUCGGAAGAAUUCAAUGUUGGAACAAGCAAGAAGGAGAUAUUUGGAGAAAUGCAACCCAAGGCAACAUGAAGAUCACCAGUCCACUUCAGAUUCUGACGAAAGCCAGGAGUAUUCUCUAUUAAAAAACAGUCACUCUGGCCACACGGAUAACAGAGCAAGGCAGAGAGAACUAGCUUUUCUGGCUGCACAAAGACGCAUGGGCUUGAAUGAUGAUGCCAACUAGAUUUACCUUUUAUUAUCAGAUCUUGACAACAACAGGUACUAAAGGCCAUCUUUUGUAUGAUGCUAUGAUUCAGGAAUGAGUUACGGGACACUUUUUUAAUGUGAUUUUUCUAUUAGACAAGGUACCUCUUCUACCGUCAACCACCGUGUUUCUGGUUCUGGAGUAGCAGAAAUAAAUUAUUAGACAUUAUUAUUGCAACUUGCAUCAGGCUGUAUAUUUGAAAUAAUAGCAAACUAGGAAAGUAGCUUACGCAUAUUAAUUCUGCCUAGAUGUGUAAUCAAAUAAUUACAUUCUGUAAGGAAGUUUUAUGAUAUCACAUUGUUCAUUAAAAAUGGAACAUUUGUUUCUAUCAAUAACUAAUUAUGAAGAAGAUCAUUAUAAUAAUUACUGGAAUUUGAAUGCAACAUUUCAAACUGUUUUCAAUACAAUACACAUCCUAAUUAUAAUGCUUUGAAAAAGUCAUAUGCUACUCUUUUGUUAUCUAUGGUUUACAAAUUAUUGCGAAAAAAAAAAAAAAUUAAAAGGAAACACCAGUUCAGGUAAAUCUUUUAUUAAACAGGUCAACAGAACUGAGAAUUAAAAGAAAGAUUUUAGCUGGGGCUUUUUGGUGCUGUGUUAAUGUUGUACAUAUGAUAGAAAUUUGAGAUUUUUGGGGAUACAUGUAUUAACUUAUGUUAACAAUUUGCAGCUCUUAUCCUGGUACCUUUCCCUGGUGACGAAUACCUGCCUGGUGUAUUCUUAGUAGAGAAUAGCUGCUUUUAGUUAUAGGAAGAUGAUUGUUAAAAACAUGGUUUUAUCCAUUGGUAGUCAAUUGUGAUAUGUACAUAAAAUUCAAUAUUUCUAAUUAUACAGGAAAAUGUGUAUAUUUAUAAUCAUUAUGAUAUGCAGUAAUUUUCGUUUUUACUCCAAUUUUCUGGAGAUAUGUUUCGUAUAUGAAAAGAUUGUGAGGUUUGAAAAAUGAGUAAUCAUUGUACGUACAUGAUGUUAAAUUGUUGCGAUGUUCUGAAUUUCUAUUUAAAAGUCAGUAAUAUUGUUCUUAUAUUUUUUUGCUAUAGAAGUUAGUAGAACUUUACAAAGAUCAUGACUUCUGAAACUCAUCUUAAUAUGUUUCCCUUAUUUUGAUUCUGUUUGGAAACUAGAGCUCAUCAGUUUUGUUUGUAUUGCUAUUAAACAUUGCAUUUUCAUGAAAUUAGAAACUAUUUCUUUAUAUUGCAUUUCCAUCUACCCAAGUAAGACUCAUCAUUUUUUAUUAUAUAAACAAGUUUGUGGUUAAUAUUAAUUUUCACACUUAAUGCUCCUGAAAGUCAAUAAUGCACGAAUAUCAGUAGAUUACCAGCAUUAGUUUUUACUGUAAAAAUUAUGUUUUGCUAGAUUCUGAUAUUACUCACCAAUGCACUUCUGUUGUUGUUAUAUUAUAAACUAUCUUGUGGUUACAUAUUGUUUUUCACCAUAUUAAGAGAUUAUUGGCCGGAACAUGUUUGUGGAGAUUUUUAUGACUAAAUGACCGAUAUAUUCCCUUGUACUUGUGAAUGCUUUUACUAAAGGCUUUGCUGUGGACCAGUAACUGUAUUAACAAGGUGGCUUCUACAGUGUUGAUUUAUAAUUCCAUUGUUGUUUACCAUUCCGACAGUAAAUAAUUAUCUUUAUCCCAUAUCUACAUAAAGGACUGUAUGUGAUUUGGAAUUCCUUCACUUGCUACCUAAAUUAUUCAUGGAAGUUCAAGAAUUUUCAAAUCAGAAUGUUCAAAUUAGAAUUUUCAAAUUAUUUCUCCUUAUGGCUCCUUCCAAUUAUAUUUUUUUUUUGCCAUAGCCUAUGGUAGUCACUUGAAAUUGCUGUAUGUUAGAAAAAUUAUAAUCAUGUUUUCACAGCCUUUCUCUCAAAAACUAUAGAGCAUAGCCUUAUAUCAAAUUAGAUUGUGUAGGUAUCAAUAAUAAAAGCUCUGAGGGAAUCUUAAUUGUCGAAGAGAAUGUGCUGUAUGCUUGCUAGAGAAAACAAUUUUACAAACAUUUUACAGAAUGGACUGAACACUCAAAUUUCACUGAAUGAAUGUAUUGUAGAGGUAUUUAUUCCACAUUAUCAAAAAAAAACACAGAAACCUCAAUUAAAAAAUUUGAACUUUGAUGGCAUUAAGGGCCAAAAUUGUCCAAACUAUAUUCUGUUGUGAAUACAAAAAGUAUGUUCAUGUAAUAUAUUGAUUUAUGGACACUAUUCAGCUAAGUUUUCUAUUACAACUUUACAGUUUAUCUAUAAUACAGAAAAAAUGAGAUCCAACGUCCGGUGUAGGUAGUUCUAUACGUCCGGUAGUCUCCCUAGGAUGGAUUCCUCAUGGUAUACACGAGUCCGGUACAUAAAAAGUGUGUAAACAAUAAGUAAAGAUGACCAGACAACAUCCGUAGGAAGAUCUUCAACUGGUUUAAUGGUUUACAUGUUUCGGCAUACUAGGUAUGCCUCCAGUUCUGAGGACGGCAUACCUAGUAUGCCGAAACAUGUAAACCAUUAAACCAGUUGAAGUUUAUCUAUAAGAAUAACAAGGAGUAGUUUUAGUAUAUCAAGUUUCAUUUGUCAAUGACAAAUUCAGUUAAUAUUACAAUCAUGCCUUUUAAUUUAAAAGGUGUCUGAAAAAAAGGGUAAUUCAUUGUUUUUGGUGAGACAAGUAAAAUACUCCCAUAGAACAAUGAUGUUUUUUUUCUAUAUUAUAAAUCUAAUAUUUAUUUCAACAAAUAUUUUUUACACAACGUCAUCCUCUUCAUUUACAUACUGUAUACCUGGAAAUUUUUGCCCCAGGUUAUUUUCGCCCUUGAGCAACACAAAACAUUCACCCUGUUUUAAAUUCGCCCUAAAUGGUUUUGCAGAAAUAUCCUUUUCCUCGUUUGUAAAAUGCUAAGUUGAAAAGUAAGAGGGUAUUUUUGUGAUCUGACUACACUUGGCCCAUGUACUAUGGUUUAUAAAUCCUUCAACUCAGCUUGAAAUUUUCGCCUUCAUCUUAAAUUCGCCCUAUCUUCAAAGGGCGAAAAUGGCAAAAAUUAAAUGGGGACAAAAAUUACCAGGUAUACAGUAUUUCUGCCUGUCUAUAAAGGCCACUGACAUUCAUUGUACUAACAUUAAUUUAUAUCCUUCUACCUGUCUGCGAAGGCCACCACACUGUAAAUGUCUAUAUAACACUUUUACCCUCAGUUAGAUAUAUAGCAAAUUCAUGUUGGAAUUGAUAAAAAAAAACAUGCUAAAUUUUUUUCGCAGUUCAUUGAUCUGGUACAUAAUUGAUUAUGUAUUUGGCUAUUGUGAUGUUACCAAAGAAGACUGAUCUUGAUCUAUCACAAUACAGUAGUUGUACUAUAAAAGGUAAUAACAAAGACUUUUGGCUGUAUUCUAUGAUACAUUUGCAGAAUACAUUUCUUUCAAUAACUAUGGUAUUACUAACAUAUAGUAUUAAAGUUCAAAGUCUUUAAGCAUGAGUAGAAUAUCGCAUGUAAUGAUUCAGAUCACUAUCUAUACAAGUUAUCAAACAAAGUUAAGCAAUCAGAGUAUUCAGGAAUUUUUACUAUAAACGGAAAUCAAUAACCAUACCCACCUAUAUCUUCAAAACACAUCAUUUAUGCAAUGUUAAGUAAAGUGUUACUGAAGCUGUUCAACGCUUAAUAUGUUUCUUGAUAGCAAAACGAAAUCUGGUACUUUUUCAAAAAAAUUUAGAUCUAGAAUAUGUCCAAUCAACAGAAUUUGUAAUUCUUGUGAAAUGAAAAUUUCUACUUUGCUACUUUGCAUCAAAAGCUUUAAAUGACUUGCCAUUAGUCUUUGGUAACACAUCUUGUAUUUCUUCAGGAAGUCAUAUACAUGUAAAAAGAUUUUGAAGCUACUUUGCAUAAAGAACUUUAAAUAUGACUUGCAAUUAGUCUUUAGUAACACAUCUUGCAUUUCUUCAGGAAGUCAUAUACAUAUAAAAAGGUUUCGGUUUGUUAAUGCAUGUACUAACUAUACAUUACUUUGUAUUUAAUAAUGUAAACACACAUUAACAUAUUGUACUCUCAAAUCAUUAAAUACUGCCAAACUGCAAGUCUAGAUUUGAAUGUAUAAUUUUAAAUUCCAUAUUAAAAUAUGAUUCUACAUAUAUAUAUGUACAUAUCAACUAAAAUAUAGAUUAAUUAAUUAAAUUUAGACUCUUUUUCCUGUUUACAUUUUAUCAACGUUUAAAGUUUGGUAUCAUGAUCCUGGGGCUGGUGUGUGUUCAUGUUUAUACAAUUCAUGAAGAUUACUUCUGUAUGUACAUUAAACACUAUAUUGUGUUUACAUACAUACAGAGUUCAUAGUUAAAACACAGUGGUGCUUGAAAGAAAUAUUUUUUUGAGAUUCCAUCAUAGGAUUUAGAUUAAAGUGCAUGUGUGUAUAAAACACAGGUUAAUAACAUGUUUUGCCUUGGUACUUUUUCAUGAUUUGAUUAUGUUGAUUUUGAUAGUUAAAACCUGUACAUGUGAUGUUGCUCCAAUGUUCUGUUCUGAGUUGUGACAUUUAUCUCUUCUACACAGAAAAUUAUCUAUAUGUGUAAUUAUUAAAAGCCUUAAUUCUAUAGGUGAUCCAUUUUUUAUUUUGAGUUUUUAAUAAUAUUUCAUGCAAUUUUUUCUUUGUAAAAGUAAUGCACACAUUUAUUCACCGGCAAUAAGUCCUUAUCAUGCUUAAAAUUCGGGACACUAAUCUGAAUUGUAAAAUCUGUGUGUAUUUAUUGCACAAUAGUGUAUAGUUUUGUCAAUUGUUUUGUAUGUCUUCUUUUAUUACUGGUAAAACACCUUGUUUUUAAUAGCUUUAACAAGACGUGUGUUCAGUUUUAGUUUUAACAGGUUUGAUGGUGUUAUGCAACAAUAAUUAGCUUUACAAGAUAAAUUUCCCUCAGUUUUUAAAAACAUUUCAUUACCAAACUUACUUCUAUUGUGUAUGAAUGAAUUUAUUAUAUUAUUAUAACCUUUACCUGUAUUCAUACAGAUUUUCAGUCUACUUAUCAUCUAUUUCAAUAUUAGCUGUACAUUGUAGUACAGAUUCUACAAUUAAAAUUAAGAAGAUUUCACAUUUUAUAGUGAGUUUCAUCUUCACUUGUAAUCAGAUUUAAAACUACUAAACUACUUCGCAUAUAUGGUUUAGAAGUGUUUUAGAUGUUUAGAAAUUGGAUUUUUUCUAUAAAAAAAAUCAACAAUCCAUCAAGAACAAACAAAUAUAGAAAUUUCAAACAGAAAUCUUUUAUAAUGUGACAUGUUCAGGUUGAAAUCAGAUCAAAAUUUAAUAUUUAAUGGUAUUCAAUGAAAAUUUUCUGGUACAUGACUCUGUACCCUCUAUACUAAACUCAGUACAUGGUAGUUUUUUAAUGUAACAACAGUUCAUAAACUAGCCUUGAAAUCGUAAAAUAAUUCCAGUGGUUAUCUUGUUUAUUUUUGAAACAAUAUAAAUCAUCAGCACACACUACAUAUGUCUGCCGUAACAUGUGCUGUAUAAAUACUCGAAAAAAAUGUCUGUAAUAAAGACAGUAACUGUUUAUAUUGGGACAUAGCUUUAGGUAUUCACAUUGAAAUAAGUACUUGAGUGUGUUUUAUAACAGAAGAUAUGUUGUGAUAUUUUGUAAUAUGAGUAAAACAAUUGUUGAUCUCUUUCCUUGUUUAAUAUAACUAACUUGUUAUUGUUAUAAGUGCAUUCAGAUUUGCAUAAUAAUUUUGGAUGCAUUGAAGAUGGCAGCCGAAAUAAAGCAGUCUUGUACAUAA